AUUUUUGACUCAAAUUUUGCUACGACCGAAUGGAGUAAAAAGUGUUAUGAAUUUUAUGAUUGGCGGGGAAAGUGAAGUUGGAUUAUCCCAAUUUGAGACAAUUUCGAAAUUAAUACUUUCUGUUCCUGCUAAGGCUAAGUCUCCCGAGGAUUAUUUCUCUAUAAUAUGCCCACAAUUGCUGAAUAUACUGCAAUCAACCUCCAUGUUGCCAUCCUUACAAACGCCUAAUAUCGAUAAUACAACUUUGCCUAUUGUUAAAGUGGCUGCUUUCACAAUAAUUAGAAUGGCUGACAAAUUUCCAGUCAUCACCAAAAAGUUCAUAAUUGCUAAUAUAUUUGAUACAUUAUGGAAAUG
This is a messenger RNA of Dentiscutata heterogama, 354 nucleotides long. Lineage: Eukaryota; Fungi; Glomeromycota; Glomeromycetes; Diversisporales; Gigasporaceae. The record is from the annotation of a GenBank genome assembly.